AUGAAGCUAAGCGAGUCAAGAGGAGAAGCAGAGAAGCACAGACGAAAAUAUUUCGACCACGAGCUUAAAAACAUGAUCUCGUCGUUAACCCACAUGGGAGCAGAGAAAGGAGGACCUAGCCAAUAUGAAGAAGAGGAGAAGGGGGAAGAUGGCGUCAGAGUCAUCACACUUUCUGGAACGAACCUAGGAGCAAUCAUGAAGACCGAGCUCGACAACAAUCAUGGAGACAACGACAUUAACGGCGACCAUGAGCUCGAUUUCUUCAAGACCUUUGUUAAUAGCAACUUUCAAGCUGUGAACAAUUCGAUAAUGAUAGGAGCCAAAUACGAGACUAAUGACCCAGGAGUUCAUCUUGACAUCUCAGGCAAUAUGGAGAAACCUUCGAUGAAGGCACCCGCCAGAGGUUCAAGGGAAAAGAAAGGGAAGACUCCUACUAGAAGUGAUCAUUGA
Messenger RNA from Arabis nemorensis, 450 nucleotides. The record is from the annotation of a GenBank genome assembly. NCBI's taxonomy places the organism in Eukaryota, Viridiplantae, Streptophyta, Magnoliopsida, Brassicales, Brassicaceae.